ACUCAUUCCAAACAUGGCGCACCAAAAAAGUGUGCCAUUCCCGCGUUUACUGCCAAUUCUGCUGAUCCUAAUGGCGUCUGUCACCGGCAGCAUCGUGGUGGCAGAAGCUCGUAGUCUCUUAAACCUCAACCCUCGGAACCCACCCCCUCCUCCGCCACCUCCGCCACCCCCGCCUCCCCCAGUAGUGAUUCUUCCGCCGCUGCCAUCAGUACUGCCUCCGGUGAACAUCCCGCCGCUGCCAUCAGUACUGCCUCCGGUGAACAUCCCGCCGCUGCCAUCAGUGACUCCGGUGAGCAUUCCGCCGCUGCCAUCACUGCCUCCGGUGAACAUCCCGCCGCUGCCAUCAGUGCCUCCGCGGCUACCAUAAACGAUGGAGGACCGUACCGCAUUUGAGCUAAGCUCCAUGGCUUGCCGGCCGCCCUAUAUCGUCUCAAAUACUCACUAUAUAUUAUCAUCUUCUCCGAUCCCUUUGCUUUAUAUAAGUAUCCCUCUCUACUACAUAUAAUAUUUUCCUUAUUUUACUUUCUAUGCCCCUCUGUAGUCCGUACCGUACGCACGUAAUAAUAUUGGAAUAAACGGCGAGCCACUUAUAUAUAUA
Molecule: messenger RNA, 598 nt
Organism: Ipomoea nil (Japanese morning glory)
Lineage: Eukaryota; Viridiplantae; Streptophyta; Magnoliopsida; Solanales; Convolvulaceae
Product: RNA-binding protein 12-like
Exons: 3
Coding region: 14-367 (117 amino acids)
Source: RefSeq, a predicted model, not a curated record